Messenger RNA from Mus pahari (shrew mouse), 1283 nucleotides. It is a transcript of the gene Mrpl44, whose product is annotated as mitochondrial ribosomal protein L44. The record is from RefSeq and is a predicted model, not a curated record. Gene Ontology annotation, biological process: primary miRNA processing; rRNA processing; regulation of gene expression. The coding region runs from base 12 to 1013 and encodes 333 amino acids. The transcript is spliced from 4 exons. Gene Ontology annotation, molecular function: double-stranded RNA binding; ribonuclease III activity. Gene Ontology annotation, cellular component: nucleus. NCBI's taxonomy places the organism in Eukaryota, Metazoa, Chordata, Mammalia, Rodentia, Muridae.
GUGUUCUUGCCAUGGCUUCUGCUGUAUUCCGGCUGCUGCAGCAGGGCCCUCGCCGCCUCUUAGCUCCGGUCGUGCCCACGCUGGCUCCUCCGGUUCGGGGAGUGAAGAAGGGAUUCCGUGCAGCCUUCCGCUUCCAGAAAGAGCUGGAGCGGUGGCGCCUGCUACGCUGCCCGCCGCCGCCCGUGCGACGCUCAGAGAAGCCAAACUGGGAUUACCAUGCGGAGGUACAAGCCUUUGGAGCUCGCUUACAAGAAACCUUUUCGUUGGACCUUCUCAAAACUGCGUUUAUCAAUAGCUGCUACAUCAAAAGCGAAGAGGCGAAACGUCAGAACCUUGGCAUAGAGAAAGAAGCCGCCCUGCUGAAUCUUCAGGACAAUCAGGAACUGUUUGAACAAGGGCUGUCUUUUUCACACCGCUGCCUCACACAGUUUCUUGAAGACGAGUUCCCAGACUUGCCCGCCGAAGGCACUGAGAGUCUAGUUAACUUUCUUACUGGUGAGGCAGUUGUCUGUCAUGUGGCCAGUAACUUGGCUGUGGAGCAGUUGACCCUCAGUGCGGAAUUUCCUGUCCCCCUGCCCGUCUUACGUCAGACUUUCUUUGCAGUGAUUGGAGCCCUGCUGCAGAGCAGUGGCCCUGAAAGGGCUGCACUGUUCAUCAGGGACUUUUUAAUUACACAAAUGACAGGGAAAGAGCUCUUUGAGAUGUGGACUGUUGUAAAUCCCAUGGGACUACUCGUAGAGGAGCUGAAGAAGAGAAACAUAGCAGCUCCCGAGUCUCGACUCACCAGGCAGUCUGGGAGCACAACUGCUCUGCCUUUAUAUUUCGUUGGCUUAUACUGUGACAAAAAGCUGAUUGCAGAGGGACCUGGGGAAACUGUACUUGUCGCAGAGGAAGAAGCCGCGCGCGUGGCACUCAGGAAGCUCUACGGAUUCACGGAGAACAGGCGGCCCUGGGACUACUCCAAACCCAAAGAGAGCCCAAAGAGAGCAGAGCAAACCAGCGUUGCCAGCUAGGCAACAAGGGGGUGGGUGACAUCAUCACCACUGAGCGACACAGUGAGCCAGGGCUAGAGGGGAAGAGUGCAAAAUAUGGGAACUGUGUCUCGUUGCCCUUGCUGGGCCCCUACAGUGACAGGGGUUUCUCUCUUUUUUUUUUCUUUUCUGUUUCUCUAACGCACUGGUUUAUUACAGUGUAUAAUUUGUAUAGCUAGACUGGGCAAUGGUGGCACACGCCUUUAAUCCCAGCACUUGGGAGGCAGAGGCAGGCAGAUUUCUGAGUUCGAG